This is a messenger RNA of Aureobasidium namibiae CBS 147.97, 399 nucleotides long. Its product is annotated as Trm112p-domain-containing protein. The record is from RefSeq and is a predicted model, not a curated record. Gene Ontology annotation, biological process: peptidyl-glutamine methylation; tRNA methylation; rRNA (guanine-N7)-methylation. Gene Ontology annotation, molecular function: protein heterodimerization activity. The coding region runs from base 1 to 399 and encodes 132 amino acids. The transcript is spliced from 2 exons. Lineage: Eukaryota; Fungi; Ascomycota; Dothideomycetes; Dothideales; Saccotheciaceae.
AUGAAACUCCUCACCCUCAACUUCCUCACCUGCGCCCGCAAAGCCUGCAAACAAGAAACCGCAGCUUUCCCUUUGCACCCCCGCGACGCAGAACUCGAACGCGUAGACCAAGACCUGAAUCCAGAAUUCUUGGUCAAUGUGUUGCCGAGAUUAGAUUGGAAGGCCAUCAGGAGUUUAGCUGAAGAGCUCGGUCUCCCCACCCUCCCUGAAACCGCACCAGAAGCUUCGGAUUUGCUAGACGAGCAGACAAAGGAACCCACACAAACGCUGCAGGAUCUACAUGCUUUGCUGGUGGAAACGAGUGUUGCAAACGGUAAAUUGGUUUGCGGGCAUUGUGGACACGAGUAUGCGGUCAAGGAAGGCAUUGCAAAUUUCUUGCUGCCGAGUCAUUUGGUGUGA